This is a messenger RNA of Saccostrea echinata, 5054 nucleotides long. Its product is annotated as lethal(3)malignant brain tumor-like protein 3. Gene Ontology annotation, cellular component: nucleus. Gene Ontology annotation, biological process: regulation of DNA-templated transcription. Gene Ontology annotation, molecular function: protein binding; zinc ion binding. The transcript is spliced from 22 exons. The coding region runs from base 35 to 4330 and encodes 1431 amino acids. Lineage: Eukaryota; Metazoa; Mollusca; Bivalvia; Ostreida; Ostreidae. The record is from RefSeq and is a predicted model, not a curated record.
GCGUUCUAAACUUAGGAUUUCUUAAAAAAUUCAAAUGAGUUCACAACAGAAUGUGGAUGGUAAUCCACCACCCACUAAAAAGCCAAAGCAAGAUGUCACAGCCAGUGAAAACAUUCCUUUUACAUCUGUUACCAUAGCAACCCCGGUGACCUUGAUGACGACCAGUGUCACUAGCAAUAACAAUUUGCAGCAAGGUUCAGUUAUCAGUGUUACAUUUUCAAAUGGUGUUUUCAAUGUGAAACCAGCUGAGUUGGAACAACCCCAGAUUGGCUCUUUGAAGCCAACAUCAGGCCUUCAACCAGGAACCAUGUCAGUGGUCAAGGGAUUACCAGUGAAUCCAGCUGGUAUGAAGCUACAGAGUCAAAAUGUUCAGCUUAGGGGAGCUAACCCUGUCACUUAUUUUGCUCAAAAUAUAACGGGAUCCCAAGCACCAGGUACGUCAGUCACCGUCAAACCAGGAACCAUGACUCUUGUACCACAGCAGGCCUUACCAUUACAAACACUUCAGGCCCUGCAGUCCAAAGGUGCAGGACAAACCAACAUACUACCAGCCCCUCUACCACUCCAGCAGCAAAACUUAAAAUCUGGUCAGAUAACAUUGGGACCUGUGACCUUAGCUCAGUACUCACAGGCAUCAGUAAGCCAGCCCAGCAAUGUCCUUCAAACUGCCCAAGGUCAAUUGAGACCUCAGAUGGUAUCCAAAAUGCUUCCUCAGCAGAACUUCCAAGUGAAACCACUGAAUGUAGGGAAAAGCCUGAUCCCCAACCAGCAAAUCCACAUUUCUCACAUCCACAAUGUAGGUGGAAAACCAGUUGCUAUGUUGGCCCAAUCUGCCUCUCUGGCCCAGCAACAGACUCCGGUCACCACAAUGACAGCAUUGAAGAGAUUUCCAGUACCGGUAUCCCCUAUCAGCAUGACACCCAACAGCAACAUUGCCAAUGCUUUGCCAACAAAAAUUCGCAUUCAAGGGAGUGUAGCAACAGACACCACAAACUUGUCAAAACAAGAUGCCAAAGAUAAAGUUAUCACAGGUACAAAACAUCUGCCAUCCCAAACAACCACAGCCAGUGUAGGUACACCACAACAGAAUGGGCUACCAGCCAAGCCAACCACAGUGGCAGUAUCCACUCAGUCUCCCACAUCAAUGGCUUCUGCCAUCCCUGUUGUACAAAAAGGCAGUCAUUUUCAUGUUCAGCCUGCAGCAAUGACACAGGUGGGAACAUUAACUACCCCGAGAUUUACCCACAUCAUUCCUAAUGCAUUAACAAAAGUUGGAGUGAUGACUGUGCCAUUUCAAAUGACUGCUUCAACCAGUGCACCAUUAUUGAUGAGAAGUCCAGCUCCAAAUGUUAGCAAAAUAAAUGUCUCUACACCAAGUGAAUCCCAACAAGAUCCUGGUAACAUCCAACAGGUGUCCAAACAGGGUAGUCAGAAUGAGGAAAUGGACACUUCAGAAAAAAGUGAAGUAACAGAGGAAAAUAAGCAGGAAGGUGUUAAGCAGGGAGAAAGCAAUAAGGAAUCUGAGAGAAAAAAGGUCACAGAAACAAGUGCAAUGGAUAAUAUGCCAAAUUUCUUGGCUGAUGUAGAUUCUUUGAAGGAGAAAAAGUCUUUGAAAAGUGAAUCUCAGACAAAGAAGAAGACAAGUGAUACUCAAAAAGAAAAAGAGAAGGAGGAGAAAUCAUCAGAAAAAGAGGAGAAUAAAAGCCUGGUACCUCUUACAGUGCAGACUUUGGAGGAUGAUUUGAAAAAGAAACCAAAAGAAAAGAAAGAAACAAAAGCAAGUGAAAAAGCUAAACCAGAGGUCACAGAGAAGGAUAAAUUUACAGCAGAGGUCAAACAGGAGGCAAAGGCUGAGGAAGGAGAUACACCAAAGGAUGGUAGCUCCUCAAAACAAGAGGAGAAAAAGGAGGUUGAGGGCAAGAGAUCUGAGAAGGAGGUUGAGGGCAAAAGAUCUGAAAAAGAGAAAGAGUGCAAGAGAUCUGAGAAAGAGAAGGAGGACUUUGAUCCUGUGGGGGCCAUGGACUGGAAGGAUGGAGUGGGGGAGCUCGAGGGCAGCAGUCUUAAAUUUAAGAUGAAUGAGUUUGGAGCUUUAGAAGUGAUAACAGAUGAGCUGGAAUGUAAUGAGACUCUGGACUCCAGCACUGAAAUGGAUGACUCUGAAACAAAAGAGAAGGAAACAGAGGCCACUCCAGGGUGUAGUGGUGACACAGAGACAAAAUCUGGGGGAAGGAAAAAAGAUGAUAAAUUACCUGAUGCCAGUGGAGAAGUAAGAGAUGAAGUUUGUCAGUGUAUGAACUGUGGAGAGUUUGGGUUUGCUAGUGAAUUCUGUAAAUCUGGUCGAUUUUGUAGCCAAUCCUGUGCUACAACCUUCACUACCAAAAAAAUGAGAGGGAGAGGAGGACAUAGCCAUUUUAUGUCUAAAAUGUGGAAGAAGAAAAAGAAGCUGAUGUUGUUGAAAGGAACCCUAGAUGAAGAUGGGGUCCCUGUCAAAUCUGGACCAGGCAAAAAACCAAAAUUACAUAACUGGGCUUCAUACUUGGAGAGAACAAAAGCCCAAGGUGCUCCUUUAAGAUUGUUUAAAGAACCCUUUCCGGUGUAUAAGAAUGGCUUUAAGCUGGGUAUGAAACUUGAGGGGGUUGAUCCUAAGCACCAGUCCCUGUUUUGUGUUCUAACUGUCGCAGAAAUCUGCGGGUUUAGAAUCAGGCUUCACUUUGAUGGAUAUUCAGAGUGCUAUGAUUUCUGGACAAAUGCUGACUCUGGGUUUCUGUUUCCGGUUGGUUGGUGUGAGGAGAACAACAGAACUCUUCAGCCUCCAAAAGGGUUUACCACUGAUGGAUUUCAUUGGCUCAACUAUCUGAAGUUAUCAAAGGCAAUUGCUGCUCCAAGGUCUUUGUUUAAUAAUCUUCCUCAAGAGCCUGUUCCCCCUCACUUAUUUAAAGUGGGCCAGAAGUUGGAGUCAGUUGACAAGAAGAAUAGUAAUUUAAUCUGUGCUUCCACUGUUAAUGAUGUGAUGGCAAACAAAAUCCUGAUCCAUUUUGAUGGCUGGGAAGACACCUAUGAUUAUUGGUGUGACAUUACAUCCAUGAAUAUUCAUCCUGUUGGCUGGUGUGAGGAAAAUGGAAAAACACUCUCUCCACCCGGUGAAUAUGAAAAUGUUCACUUCAACUGGCAGGAGUACUUGGAGAGGAAUGAGGCAGAGGCUGUGCCAGAGAAAGCAUUUAAACCACAAUCCCCUGUUGGCUUUGAGGUCGGUAUGAAGAUUGAAGCUGUGGAUAAGAGAAAUCCAGUUUUGAUCCGGGUAGCCACGGUGACAGAGGUGGAUGGACAUCUCCUGAAGCUCCACUUUGAUGAGUGGGAUGAGUGCUAUGACUACUGGGUGGAAGACGACUGCCCUGACAUCCACCCUCCAGGCUGGUGUCAUAAAACAGGUCAUCCACUUACCGCCCCACCCACACCAGCUGAUCUUGUCCCAGGACCCACUGGCUGUCCUAUACCAGGAUGUAAAGGUAUAGGACACAUCAAAGGUGCCAAAUAUACAGGUCAUCACAGUGCUUUUGGAUGUCCCUAUUCACCUUUAAACAUGAACAGGGAGUCUACCCUGCAGGAUCGUCUGGGAUCCACGCGAGCUGAGGAGGUGGUCCAAACCCCAACACCGUCCUCUCCUGUCGACUCUAGGAUGAUCAAAUCAGAACCUCCAGACUCACCAGAAAUUGUCAAAAAAUGCCCGACUCCAGGUUGUGAUGGACAGGGUCAUGUGACCGGGAAGUUUUCAGCCCAUCACAAACUGUCAGGUUGUCCUAAAGCUCAGAGCAAUCAGUUACAGCAGUCAAUAGUGGCAGAAAACACUGUCCCCAAAAAGUCCACACGUGGGCGUAAACCAAGGAGUUACUAUCUAAAUAUGGGAGAGAGAGGACCUCCUCCAAAAACUCCCAAACUGAAAUAUAAACAGGAAAGAGGUCAAGAUGUCACUAGUCCACAAGAUACCUUACAAAAUGGGGUGCAUAACUCAGUCUUCAAGUCAGCCAUGGCAACUACACCUAACCCAAAUGUCUCUCUCUGCUGGGAACAACAUGUUAAGCUUUUGCCAGGUGUUCAUAGGUUGAAGGGGUCAGAUGUAGCAAAAUGGAACAUCGAACAAGUGGCAGCAUUUGUCAAAACUCUCCCUGGCUGUGAGGAACAUUACAAGACGUUCAAAGAGGAGCAAAUUGAUGGAGAGGCUUUCCUGUUGAUUUCUCAAGCAGACCUGGUCAAGAUUUUAAACAUUAAGUUAGGGCCGGCAAUCAAGAUAUAUAACAGCCUAAUGGUGUUCAAAAAUUCCCUGGAUGUGUGAUACUCAACUCUAUUGUGAUAAACGUUGAUACGAGUCAGAUCAAACAUUCUGAUUUACUCUCAUUGUGCUAUCUAUUCUGUAAAUUUUUUUUUGUUAUGACUUAGUAUUGCUUAAAAAGUGCUUUUUUUGCUUUCAUUAAUUGUUAAUAUUUACAGGUGUUCAUUUAGUUAGAUUUUUAUUUAAAGAAUUAGAUAAAAAUGCAACUUGAAGCAGCAGUAGAUAAUUAUUUCUUUAUGUAUGAGAGGUAUAUUUUUUGAGAAUUUUGUCAUUAUAAUUGGCAGUGCAUGUCUAUGUAAUGCAGUUCUCUAUUACCUGGUUAUAUGGUUUUUAUAAUGGAUUAAAAUCAUCUAUCAAAUUUGUUUAUUGUUUGCUAGAUAUGAUGUCCUUUUUCAGUUUAUAGUUCAUUAAAUGGGAAAAUUUAAUGGUAAUUAGUAAGUAUCCAUCAAAUAUGAAUAAAUAGAUUUUUUUAAGUAACAAAUCAAGUUGAACUUUGGUAUCUUGCAUUGAACAUGGGUAUCUCAAAUACCAUGGAUAUGUCAAAGUUAGUUAUACAAGUCCUAAACACUUUUUCUUUAUGUAUUUUAACCCACAAAUCUUGAAUCCAGGAUAUCUCAAUUUUUUUUUCUUGUCCCAUCGAGUUCAAAAUAAUGAAGUUUUAUUGUAUUUUAUGUUUGGAUGUUUCACAGCUUUCAUUACAUAUAAAAUUACCAGUAUCAUGGAAUAC